Molecule: messenger RNA, 1118 nt
Organism: Nomia melanderi (Alkali bee)
Lineage: Eukaryota; Metazoa; Arthropoda; Insecta; Hymenoptera; Halictidae
Product: U6 snRNA-associated Sm-like protein LSm8
Biological process (GO): mRNA splicing, via spliceosome
Cellular component (GO): U6 snRNP; U4/U6 x U5 tri-snRNP complex; precatalytic spliceosome
Molecular function (GO): mRNA binding
Source: RefSeq, a predicted model, not a curated record
UCUAUCAAAAUUUAUUCUACAAAUUCAAGUAAAAUUUAUGAGUGGACAAUGAAUAUGAAAAUUUUCCUUUAAGAACACGUGAAACAUUUUUUUUCCAAUAAUUCAAAAUGAGAAUUUACUGUUAAAUUCUGCAUUUUGCAAGAUUAGUAGUUUUCAAUAUAUUACAUUACGUAUAAUUUAUUCAAUAUUUGAAUUCAUUAGAUAUAUAUAUAGUCCUCUAAAACGAAAAAGAAUCGUACCUCUAUUAUAAUAUAAAUGCCAACCAUUUUUACAUUUUGACACUGAUUAACCAGGAACAGUGAAUUCGUUGAUCACUGUUUUAGCAUGCAGCUCGUGUGACCGACUAAAUAUCAAGUAACGUUCAAAUGCGUGAAGCAGAAGGUUAAGUAAGCUUGCCUGCAUGUAACGAAUAUUAAAUACAGUGGUCACAAUUGUGUUACAAUUCUAUGUAAAAAUUAUUUUAAUGUAUAAUUAAAAUUAUGGCGUCAGGUUUAGAAAGUUAUGUGAAUCACACAGUUUCUAUCAUCACUUCUGAUGGCAGAAAUUUCAUUGGUACCUUGAAAGGUUUCGACCAAACUAUUAAUAUAAUAUUGGACGAAUCCCAUGAACGAGUGUACAGUACAACACAAGGCGUAGAACAAGUGGUAUUAGGUUUACACAUUAUCAGAGGCGACAAUGUGGCAAUUGUAGGAGAAUUGGAUGAUGAAAUGGAUGCACGUUUGGAUCUGUCAGCUAUAAGAGCUGAUCCUUUAAGUUCUAUUGUACAUUAAUUGAAUAUAUGCUUUUAAAUAUAAUUAUUAUUGGAUAAAGACCAAUAACAAUAAUAAUAAUAAUAAUAAUAAUAAUAAUAAUAAUAAUAAUUUAAUAAGAAUCUGUAAUAAUGUAAACGAUAGUCAAAUGAAAGUACAAUUUCUUAUAUAGGUUGUAUAUUAUAUAAAAACUUGUCACCUUUUAUAUCCAUAUUUAGAUGUACUUGUAUUUUAAGAAGUGCACUGCAGAAAUACAGCAUUAUUUACAAUAUUAAAACAAACUAUAAAUGAUCUUAUUAGAAUCAAUAAUUAAAUUGUACAAAAAAAGUUUUACUAUAUAAUAGUAAACUUUAUUUUUUACAAAUGUAA